AGGCUCAGUAGUUGUGGCGCACGGGCUUAGUUGCUCCAUGCCGUCUGGGAUCUUCCUGGCCCAGGGAUCGAACCCGUGUCCCCUGCGUUGGCAGGCGGAUUCUUAACCACUGCACCACCAGGGAAGCCCCCGUCUUAAAUUCUUGAAUACGAGUUGUAGAGAAGUUGGUAGAAGUUAGCAGCAGUUAGAACUGCUUUAACCGGGGGUUGGUAAUGUGGAUGUAGUAAAACAUGGAAGUGAAAGAUCACUUUGAGAGUUAGGAAGUAAAAAUCAGUUACAUCUUCUCUAGAGGAUGAGAGCAGUUUUGGGGUAUUAGUAUUGUUAUGGUUGCUUAGUAAGUCAUUACUAACCACAGCGCAGUCAGAAGCCAUUAUUACACAGCUGCUGGGUGUGGCUGUGUUCUGCGGGGAGCUGGGAGGAGAGGUGAGCCAGGAGGCUGCCCCUCGUGUGCUGUUCCUCAGUCUAUGUGCCCUUGAACCUGGGCUCCAGUGCUGGUGGAGGAGACAGAGGGGAGCUCGAGGCAAGUGAACAGGUACUGAACAAAUACAUGGACUCGUUCUCAAAGUAUGCUUUGAGACCGUGAACAUGGACUUUUCUCGGCUCCACAUGUACACUCCUCCCCAGUGUGUGCCCGAGAACACUGGCUACACGUAUGCACUCAGUUCAAGUUAUUCUUCUGAUGCUCUGGAUUUCGAGACUGAGCACAAAUUGGAUCCUGUAUUUGAUUCUCCAAGAAUGUCCCGCCGCAGUUUGCGCCUGGUCACCACAGCCCGAGCCGCUGAGGAUGGCCCCGCUGGGGACAGAGCGGCCAGACUAGCAAAGCAGCACAGCAGUGCACACAAGCCGGCAUUUAGUAUCAACCACACCUCGAGGAAGGUCCUGUCCUUGGCUGUCAGCCAGAGCGGCUCCAGUGCCAUGCGGGCUGCGGCUUGUCUGCGGCCUCCUGUGCUGGACGAGUCUCUGAUCCGCGAGCAGACCAAAGUGGACCACUUCUGGGGUCUUGACGAUGACGGAGAGCUUAAAGGUGGGAAUAAAGCUGCCAUUCAGGGAAACGGCGAUGUGGCCGCAGGGGCCGUAGAAGCAGCAGGGAGCAACGGCUACACCUGCAACGACUGCAGCCUCCUUUCUGAGCGCAAAGGCGCGCUCACCGCGUACUCCGCUGCCCGUGGCCCGGCCUCAAGGAUUUACUCGAGGGAUAGGAGUCAGAAACGCCGCGCCGCUCGCUGCAGGGAUAGCAUCUUGUCGCUGGUCACGCGCACCUCGGCGUCCUUUCCUUCGUUCUUAGUUCAGCUCUUCCAAGUGGCUUUAAUGAAGCUCAAUUAUGAAUCAGAAAAUUACAAAUUGAAAAGUUAUGAAUCAAAAGAUCGCGAAUCAAAAAGCUGUGAGUCAAAAAGCCAUGAAUCAAAAGCUCAUUCCAGUCACUGUGGGAGGAUGAAUGUGAGAGAGCCCCUCGGCGAGGACGGCCACCUCCGUGCAAACGGGGCGUCGCUGUGCGAUGACUGUAAGGGGAGGAAGCACCUGGAAACACACACCGCCACCCGCUCGCAGCCCUCAUGGCCAGGAGGGCUGGCAGGGACCGUGGGGCUCGCCUUGUCCCAUGCAGGUCACUUCUCGGUGCAGGCGCUGCGCGAGGUCGGAGCCACGGGAGGGUUUGUGUCCAGGACGGUGUCAGCGGUGCUGUGGUUGGCGGUGGCCUGUCCAGGGAAGGCAGCAUCUGAAGUAUUCUGGUGGCUUGGGGUUGGAUGGUACCAGUUUGUUACUUUGGUUUCUUGGCUGAAUGUGUUUCUUCUUACAAGGUGCCUUCGAAAUAUUUGCAAGUUUUUAAUCUUGCUCAUUCCAGUAUUACUUUUACUAGGUGCAAGUAUUUCAUUAUGGGGCCAGGGUGAUGUUCUUUCACUCCUGCCUGUGUUAAACUGGAUGCACAGCCACAGAGCACAGAGGGUGGAUGACCCUAGGACCAUGCUCACACCCGACACUUCGCACCCGAACCAGCCUCUGCAGGUUGGCGAUGAGGUUUUCCACUGGCAUCGGAUGAGUGAAGUGGAAAGGCAGGUGGCUGCAUUGUCGGGACAGUGUCACAGCCAUGACAAGAAGCUUGGAGAGUUGUCAACCUUGCUCCAGAAACUGCAGGCGCGGGUGGACCGGGCAGAUGGCAGCAAUGAGGGGGUGUGGCCCCCGACCGACUAUGUGACUCUCCGCCAAGAACAUGAAUUGCGCAUCUCCAGCCUGGAAGAUAUUCUUGGAAAACUGACAGAAAGAUCUGAGGCCAUCCAGAAGGAAUUAGAACAGACUGCACUAAGAACAGUCAGCAGAGCCGACGAGGAGCCGCGCCUCCUUGCCGUGGCCCGGCGUCUGGAGCAGGAGCUGGGGCGUCUGAAAGCAGGCUUGUCCGGGCGGCAGCGGUUGGGAGCCAGCCGGGAGGAGGUGGACGCGGCAUCCGAAAGAGUGGACGCCCAAGUCAGAGAAACUCUCAGACUCAUGUUCUCCGGAGAUCAGCACGAAUCUUCUCUCGAGUGGCUGCUCCAGAAACUGUCUGCUCAAUUUGUAAAUAAGGAUAACUUGCAGAUUUUAUUACGAGAUUUAGAGCUGCAGAUACUGAAGAACAUUACCCACCACAUUUCUGUGACAAAACAGAUGCCAACUUCUGAAACUGUAGUAUCUGCUGUGAAUGGAGCGGGCGUUUCUGGAAUAACAGAAGCGCAAGCGCGUGCCAUCGUGAACAGCGCCCUGAGGCUGUACUCCCAGGACAAGACUGGCAUGGUGGACUUCGCCCUGGAGUCCGGGGGUGGGAGCAUCCUGAGUACCCGCUGCUCUGAGACGUAUGAGACCAAGACCGCACUCAUAAGCCUGUUCGGUGUCCCGCUCUGGUACUUCUCCCAGUCCCCCCGCGUGGCCAUCCAGCCUGACAUCUAUCCAGGGAACUGCUGGGCGUUCAGAGGCUCCCAGGGGUACCUCGUGGUGAGGCUGUCGAUGAAGAUCCACCCGACCACCUUCACCCUAGAGCACAUACCAAGGACUCUGUCACCCACGGGGAACAUCACCAGCGCCCCCAAGGACUUCGCGGUCUACGGAUUAGAAAAUGAGUAUCAAGAAGAAGGGCAGCUCCUGGGGCAGUUUACCUACGAUCAAGAAGGGGAGUCACUACAGAUGUUCUCUGCCCCGAAAAGACCAGAAAGAGCUUUCCAAAUAGUGGAACUUCGGAUUUUUUCUAACUGGGGCCAUCCCGAAUACACGUGUCUUUACCGGUUCAGAGUUCACGGAGAGCCUAUCAAGUAAAGAGACUACUCACUGUUCUUGUACAUUUUGUAUAUACUGGGACAGCCUGGAACACUGGAAUCCUUCACGGACACGGGCAUACAGAGAGCAGUAUAAUGUCACCCCUGAAAUAAACGCACUGACUGCCAGCAGGACGUGGGUGUGGAAGCGAUAAAUGCCGACACCCAGCUUGCUGUUCUGUCCACAGGAAACACUGCAUGUUGACUGCUUGGGCUCAGAGACCCGCUAGCUACAGGUGGUCUCUGUGGAGAUUCAUCUGAAUGUAUAGUUCACAAAGAUACUUACUUUUGGCCUCUGGGGGAUUUGUUUUUGAACAUAAAACUCUUUGUAUUUGCUUGACAUCAGGAACAAAGCAAAGGAAGUUAAAAGGUUUGGAGUGUUCUUGAAGCCUUGACAGCGGCCUUCACUGGCCCUUUUAAAAAGGACCUUUUGGGGCAGAUAUGUGUUCAACCCAGCACACGUUUCUUUCAGGGAAGAACAGUGUCACCAAAGUUCAGAGUUCUGAACUCCCUUUCUUUAGGGUGAGAUUCUCCUCUGUUCGGCACCAGUAGUUCUUUCAAGUCACCAGGUGGGGAAGUAAUGAAAACGGGUUCUCCUGCCUAGUUUGCUCCCACUUCUGAGAACGAUUUUCCGUCAGGGCUUGGCGUGUGAACAUCCGUUCAGGAACCCUGGAGAGUUUCCCUUUGCAGGUUGAAGUGGGUCUGCUUCGAAAGGGGAUGGUCUGGAUCUACACAAACAUGUAAAUAGAGUUCUCAGGUCUCCACUGGGCUCAUCCCAUCAGAUUUUCCCUGCAGUUUUACUUCACACUAUGAAUAGGAACCAAGAAAUCCAAUCUUUUGGAUAUGUUCAGGUUUUGUUUUGAAUUUUUCUGGAAAAGCAAACACUAACAUGCUCUACGUCUUUCAGAGGCUUAUGCUUCUAUUCCACUGAUGGUUAUUAAAGGAGAUUGUCCGGUGUGGCAAAUUCAUGAAACCAGGACAUUUGGUGAUUAGGUUUUCUUACAGCAGCACUUUGUACUGGCUCUGGUUGGGAUUUGCCUUUUAUUAUAGCUGUUGGCCAUUCUCUCUCAAUUCCUGUGAGACUUGCUUUGGUUAUAAUUAGUAUUUAAUAUUUAGACUAUUUUACUGAGCAGACUUUAUAAAUGAGAUAUCUGCAAGGCACUUAAGGUGUUACAGAUGUUUUACCUUAAAAAUUAUUUAAGUUUUAUUGGGUUAAGACAGUCUUUUGGUGUCCCAUACAUGUUGUAUUUUCAGAAAAAGAUAAAAUGAUGGUGCUGACUGGUUUUCUGAAGAGUUUUAUGUAUAUUGCACAACAGUCCUCAGAUAUACAAAAACUACAUAAACUAGCAUUUUUUUUCACUCUUGUUAGAAUUGAAAUUAAUGCCUAUGCAGUUAAGUUGGGUAAAACGUAUACAGAUGUUUCAUAUAUUACAGGAUACAUAUAUAGAUCAAAAUUUCCUAUAUAAAACUAAAUUUGGGAGAUGGGGUGGAAAUAUUUUGAAUAUUAAUUUAUUUUUAAAGAUGAGAGAUAGGACUUUGUGCAAUGUAUUUUUGUAAAUGCUUUUCAAAAUAUUUGUCAUUGGUAGAGCUUCUUUUCGCUGCCACCAAAUUGGUAAGAUGCUAUCGAAACGUUUAAAUAAAGAGCUUUAAUUUUUAAAAAAAUGCAUGUGAUAUUUCAGAUGAACAAUAAACAGUGUGUUUCUUUUC
Globicephala melas (long-finned pilot whale) is the source of this 4982-nucleotide messenger RNA. RefSeq names its product Sad1 and UNC84 domain containing 1 (gene SUN1). Gene Ontology annotation, cellular component: meiotic nuclear membrane microtubule tethering complex; nuclear envelope. Lineage: Eukaryota; Metazoa; Chordata; Mammalia; Artiodactyla; Delphinidae. The record is from RefSeq and is a predicted model, not a curated record. Gene Ontology annotation, molecular function: protein-membrane adaptor activity.